Messenger RNA from Aspergillus candidus, 993 nucleotides. RefSeq lists its product as uncharacterized. Bases 1 to 993 code for a protein of 330 amino acids. Lineage: Eukaryota; Fungi; Ascomycota; Eurotiomycetes; Eurotiales; Aspergillaceae. The record is from RefSeq and is a predicted model, not a curated record. The transcript is spliced from 2 exons.
AUGACAGCCCAAGAAAACCCAUCCACCUCUCGCCCUCCCUCGCACUGGAACCCAACAGCCCCCUCCCUCCUCUGGGCCCACGAACUCCGCCGCGAAAACAUCCAUCUCAUCAACCGCCUCGACACGGCCCACGCAGAGCUCACCUCCCUAACCUCCACCGUCGCCGAGCUCCGGCGCACAACGGCCCAUCUCGCAGAGCAGAUCACCACCGUCGAUAACCGCUACGAGGCCCGGCUGGAUGGCUUGCGCGAUGGCUUCACGCAGCGGGUUGAUCUCCUUGUUCGGCGCGUGGAUGUGCUCGAGGGGAGAGGAGAGGCGUCCUCAGAAUCAGACCCAAUCUCAGACCAAGAUCAAGACAAAGACGAAAACACAAUCCUCGUCCCCGACUCCUUCCCCCUAGACAAGCGCCAACCAGACACUAAUCAACAAGACUCCAACCCCAACGAAUACAACUACCUAUCAGCCCAUCCCCAACCCACACCAGAUCCUCCUACGCCUAGUCCUAUCACCGCCACUAGAACUACCACUACGUCCACAGUCACAGUUACCACUCGCGACAGCCCCAGCCCGUCUAGUCCAGCGGUAUCAGAGCAGCCAACAGCAAUGCAACUCCAACAAGGUAGCCGACCUCUUGAAGAGUAUAUCCGCUUUGGGGGGAGUCUGCGCGCGGGAUUGAAGCCGUGUAAGCGCGAAGGGGAGAUUGUGGGACGGUUUGUGAAGGGACUGAGUGAUGAGGGUGUGAGGGGGAUCGUGGAGAGGAGGAUGGAUUGUGUGGGGUGGGUUUGGGAGAGGAUGGUGGGUGUUUUGAGGGAGGUUGUUGAGGAUAGAGGGGGUAGUGUUGCUGUUGUUAAGGAGAGUGGAUGGGCUGCUGCUGCUGCUGGUGAGGAUAACGGAGGAAAGGAAGGUAGCAGAAGAGGCAAGAGGAGGCGUAUUUCUAUUGUUUCUCCUGAUGAGGAGGAUUUGUUGCAAAUGGCUGGGAUGCAUGUUGGGUAG